This is a messenger RNA of Fonsecaea erecta, 1020 nucleotides long. RefSeq lists its product as hypothetical. Gene Ontology annotation, molecular function: ER lumen protein retrieval receptor activity. The transcript is spliced from 2 exons. The record is from RefSeq and is a predicted model, not a curated record. NCBI's taxonomy places the organism in Eukaryota, Fungi, Ascomycota, Eurotiomycetes, Chaetothyriales, Herpotrichiellaceae. Gene Ontology annotation, biological process: protein retention in ER lumen; endoplasmic reticulum to Golgi vesicle-mediated transport. The coding region runs from base 1 to 1020 and encodes 339 amino acids. Gene Ontology annotation, cellular component: endoplasmic reticulum; cis-Golgi network; membrane.
AUGAACAUGAACAUCUUCCGCAUCUUGGGCGACGUCUCCCAUACCGCCUCGAAAUGUAUUCUUAUCUGGGCCAUUCAUUCCAACAAGAGCGCUGAAGGCGUCUCUCUCCUGACCCAGAUCCUGUAUAUUGCUGUCUUCGUUACUCGCUACCUCGACCUCUUCUGGGUCCCGCCCUCGGCAUCAUGGUGGAAUUUCAUCCUCAAAAACUUUUAUAUCUGGUCCUCGAUCUAUAUUAUCAUCUUGAUGACUCGAGUCUUUGCGCGGACCCGUGAGCGAGAAAAGGCCUGGAAAUGGGGUGCAUAUGCCACUGCGGCAUCAAUGCUUGCCGCUCCCCUGGUCUGCUUGACUUUUAACGGACCGCGCCGAACGACAUUUGCCGAAGUCAUGUGGACAUUCUCCAUCAUCCUCGAAUCCGUCUGCGUCCUUCCACAGCUCCUUCUCCUGCGACAGACCACCGUGCCGACUGUCAUUGACUCUUUCUACCUCGUCACCCUGGGUUCCUACCGAGCAUUUUACCUUCUGAACUGGAUCUAUCGUGCUUUCACCCCGUCCAAACCGGACGCCAUUUCGGUCAUUUUUGGCAUCGUUCAAACAGCAUUUUACAUCGACUUCGCAUGGGUCUACUGGACGAGGCAAAGAGUCAAGCUGAGGGGAGGUGGCAUUGUGGAUGCGGAGGACCUGCGGAAAGGCUGGCUGGUCAACAGGGUCAUCAACCCUGCGCGGCAAGCACCAGAACAAGACCCGGAGGCUGGUGAUGAAGAGAGCAAUGGGCAGCCGCAGCAACCGAAUGUCAACCGCUGGGGCCCACGAGGUAUAUCUAUCUCGGCGGAUGAUACACUGCAAGACCAUGACAAAGGCAAAAGGGCGUCAAAGUCCUCGAUGCCCGAAGCCAACCCGAUGCUAGAGGAUGACGCUUUUGUGUCGGAUGAGGAGGAUGACGUUCCUCGGCUAGAUGAGCCUGGACAGAGGGUGUUGAACAGCGGCGAGGAUUGGCGGGAGAAUUCGUCUUCACGGCAAUGA